This is a messenger RNA of Amorphotheca resinae ATCC 22711, 1644 nucleotides long. RefSeq lists its product as hypothetical. Gene Ontology annotation, biological process: regulation of transcription by RNA polymerase II. Gene Ontology annotation, cellular component: transcription regulator complex; PcG protein complex. The transcript is spliced from 3 exons. NCBI's taxonomy places the organism in Eukaryota, Fungi, Ascomycota, Leotiomycetes, Helotiales, Amorphothecaceae. Gene Ontology annotation, molecular function: RNA polymerase II cis-regulatory region sequence-specific DNA binding; DNA-binding transcription factor activity, RNA polymerase II-specific. The record is from RefSeq and is a predicted model, not a curated record. The coding region runs from base 153 to 1514 and encodes 453 amino acids.
GUCUCCGAGACAAAGCGCCACAUUCGAGAGACAGCACCAGAUCCCGAAUCUAGAUCAACUAGUUGGACGAACGCGUGAACCGAGCGUCAAGUGCCUAUAACCACCUCCUUCCUCACAUAUCCUUUGGUCUUGCGAUAUCCUCGACAGGAGCCAUGGACAUCAAACAAAUCGUGAAUUCUAAAGGCCCAAAAGGUGCAGCGGCCGCAGCCGCAGCCGCAGCCGCAAAUGGAGUGGCUCAAGAUAUGCAUCUACUGCAUUCCAUUUCUCAAGCCAACGGCUUCCCUAUGUCGGAGACCGGUUCAGAGCGAGGUAAUUCGCCGCAUGAUUCCGAGCACUCAAGGUACUCAGCUCCGAGGCUUGUUGGUCAAAUGAACGGGAUGAACGGAGCACCAAAUAUGCGCUACCCUUCGCCAACCGUCAUGCAGAACCCUUUGCCAAUGUUACAGCAACCCUACCGGCCCGAAAAUGCUUUCGACAAUGCUGCGAUGCAGCAGGAUGGUAACCGAGGACCCGUACGUCAGGGACCAGGAGAUGGCGUGGUUCAGAAGGCCUUUCCAUGCAGCACAUGUGGCAAGGGAUUUGCGCGAAGAAGUGAUCUUGCACGACAUGAGCGGAUACACAGUGGUGUUAGGCCUCAUGUCUGUGAUCAUCCUGGCUGCCAUAAGCAAUUCAUACAACGGUCGGCAUUGACUGUUCACCAACGAGUUCAUACGGGAGAGAAGCCCCAUAUGUGCGAACGUUGUGGCAAGCCUUUCAGUGAUUCGAGUUCUCUUGCAAGACAUCGAAGGAUACAUUCCGGCAAACGACCGUAUAAAUGCCCUUACGCAGACUGCCAGAAGACCUUUACUCGUCGUACCACCCUGACCCGUCACCAGAAUCAUCAUACUGGCACUGUAGAAGAAGCCGCAGCAGCGACUGCAGCAGCUCUAGCCACGAGAGGCAGUAGUAACCGUGGGGGGCGGCAACGCUCAGAAGGCGAGCAGUACUCGAAUAAUGGCUCGCCAAUAUCGACACCUUCACCAGCUCAGAGAAAUAUGUCUGCAUCGCCAAAUUCGGAACUUGCACCGAUGAAUAACAUGCAUCGCCAUCCUGGUGAAUAUCCUUACCUGAACAACAGUCCCUUACCAGGCCAUCUUCGAGGCGAAUACCAUGCCGCGAACCAGCCACAACCCGCAACAACCGCCUUUUCGAAUGGCAUGCGACCGACGUCACAUCCUACCGGCUAUGGCCCCCCCUCUAUCCUCGAACCACCUGCGAAUAUGGAGCAGAGACAGCCAGGAAGUGCAAAUGGAAGCCCUCAUAUGGGCAGUGUUGGGUGGCAAUCUCCCUCACAUAAUAAUAUGCCUUCCCCGUCACAAAGCAAUGGUUAUGUCUACCCAGAUCCUGAUCCUUAUGGCUCAGCUGUCGGACAUAUGUUCUACCCGAACUCCAACAUCAGGAGACCUCAAAGUACGGAACCCGACGGAUAUGAGAUGAAGCCAAGGAUGAACGAGAUGUGGCAGGCGGCUCAAUAAAUUAAUUUGAUACUGAUCUUUUACACGCUGAUCUGCGUUUCUUUGUCGCAUCGACAUAUUGCUCAGAUUACCUCUUACUCUUUUACAAACUGUUGUUGAUACCCUGUAUACUUCGCGUUAUUACUGCUUA